AUGCCCGAACCCUCUCCUCAGCUGAAGGGUCUGAAGAAAGUGCUCACCAACAGGCGCCGCUCAUCAGAGCCCGUCAUUGACGAGACAAUACGAGACCUGCGAACCGAUUCCCUCGACUCGAUCACCAUUGAAAAGUCGCCCACAAGACAGAGUGCACGGUCGAUAAGUCAGGAUGGUAGCAACAAGUCUGGCAGUAGCGGCGUGCGCAAGCUGUUGCCUGGCCACAGCAAGCGGCAGAGGAGGAGACUGCGCGAGGCCGAGUUGAAGGCUGCAGUCGAAGAUCUUGCCAGAGGACGGACUGGAACUGGCUUGAGCGCCAUGACAAGUCCGCAGCCUGCUUUGAGUAGGCGUGCGAGCAGCCACGGUGGUGAGGCCGAUGCGGGUCUACUCACCGACGAUUCAGAAAUCGAAACGCCUCCUCUCGUCACUCGUGACUCUCAUACGGGAUUCGCAUCGAUGUCUUCGCCUCUGAUAUCCACCACAACCACACGCAGUGAUGGCGAUAGUCUCCAGAGCCCCGUCAAGGGACUAUCAAUAGACAAGAUCCCCACACUGAUUGAGCCUGCAGAAGAGGUCUCUGGUUCCCCUUCUCCGAAAUCCACGCCUGUUCCAGAGUCAGGUCCAGCCUCGCCGUUUGCAGCUGGGCUGGUUGAUCGAGCAGACACAUUGCAGCCAGAUUCUCGGAGAAACAGCGUCAGCACUCGAGGCAAAUCACCCGUACGAAGGUUUAGAGAUGUGUUUGGGAAGCAGGGUAAGAGUCCGAAAGUCAGUCCUGAGAGGAGGGAAACCAUGCCUGCCAUGGGUGCCACAGGCAAUGAGAGUAGCAUUAUGCGAUCCAACACCGAGGUACAGGCCAACAAUGAGCCCAAGCCCGUUGAUGCACCUCCACCAGUGCCACCAGUGCCGGCUAUACCUCAAACCAGUUCGAUGCCGAACCUUGAAACUUCCCUCCGACCACUUACACCUCCUGCACGCGUCAUCGACACCCCCGUCACGACCGUCACACCUCCGACUCCGACCGAUACUCGGUUUGAAGGGUCAACAGGGUCUCCGAAGUCGGAAACGCCAGUUGCGAGAGCCGGACCGGAUGGCUCGAACAUCGUGGUAAGCUCAUCUGGGAACAUGAUCUCACAUCGGAGGAUUCGGUCGACGUCCUCCACGACACAUCAACCCAGCAAGCUCUCUACCUCUGUCACCGCGCCCUUGACGCCCACGGACGACAAGAGAACACCAUCGGGGGGCAUCUUCUCCUCAUGGGUAUCUGCAGCACAAAAUGCUGCGACGACCAUAACAAACCUGACUGGCCAAAAUCGCAAUCGUUCAGGUACCAAUGCCUCGGACCCAGCUGUUAAACCAAAAACCGUCGAAGAACCCAUCAAAGAAGAAGAGGAAGUGUCCGAGCCCGAGACACUACGCAGACAGCUCGCGGUGGAGACUCUAGGGUCAGGAGACCUUAAUUUUGAGCAUUUGGGUUUGACUAUCGACGAUGCGGGUGCGUCUGCCCCGAAAUCCGAGCUUUCCGAGCUGCGGAAAGACAGCACGCUCGAGAAAGACGUGGCGGCAGCCAAGGUGGAGGACACACUUGCUAAACGCGCAGUCUCAGCUGCAUAUGAGAAAAUAUCUGCCACAUCAACGCCCGUGGCCGAGAUACCAGACCCGUUGGGCAGUAGCAUGAGGCAUGCCCAAAACAUCGCCGCAGCAAACAACGGAGAGCGGACGCCUCCCAAUGGCAGUGUCUUUGAGAGCGAAGUGGGAUCGAUCAAACGAACGGGUAGCGUCCGCAGUAAAAUGAAGCGCCGGUCGCGAGGCUCGUCCACUGCAACGGGUCAGUCCGCCAUUGGGGCUAUGAUAGGAGCUAGCACUGCGACGUUGGCGAACCCAGCUACAGGACCUCGUCUGACCGGCUUCACAAUGGCUCCCAAGCAGCGCAAUCGCAACUUUCAUCAGCAGUUUCGAAGUGUCCCCGAGGAUGACUAUCUGAUUGAGGACUACAGCUGUGCCUUGCAGAAGGAGAUUUUGUUAGCCGGCAGGAUUUACAUAUCCGAGGGCCACAUAUGCUUCUUCAGCAACAUCCUUGGCUGGGUUACGACGGUCGUCAUCUCCUUCGAGGAAGUGGUAAGCAUAGAGCGCGAGAGCACAGCUGUGGUGUUUCCAAAUGCCAUUGCCAUCCAGACGCUGCAUGCGCGUCAUACUUUUCGAAGUCUGCUUUACCGAGAGCAGACGUACGAGCUGCUCAUUGGAAUAUGGCGUGUCAGCCACCCAGCGAGUUUCCAGAAGAGUAUCAACGGCAAACAGCUGGCUGCCGAGGAAGCCAGUGUUGCUCCUGUGGUAGAAGAUGGAGCAAGUGGUCAACCUAGUGAGGGGAGCACUACUGAAGAAUCAGGUUCCGAAGACGAUGACAGCGCCCCGAGUCUUUUGGACAGCAGUGCCAGUGCUGCUGGCAGCGACGUUGCGGAUGCCAAGGUUGUGUCUAGGAAACCAUCUGGCAUGAAUGCAAGCGCUGUUGCUCAAACGGCUAGCAUUCUGGCGGGCACAGCGGGCGAUGUCCCACAACCCCUUGCUGCCCAAGCUGGAUUGCCCGAGGCAGCUAAGGACUUCCCUGGCCCAGCAACACAUGUACCAACCGAAUGCUCGGACGGCGGCACCCACUACGACAAGAUCAUCAAGGAUGAGGUUAUCCCUGCUCCUCUGGGCAAGAUAUACUCUCUUUUGUAUGGUCCCGAGUCGGGCUUUUUCGUCCGCAAGUUCUUGGCCGACGAGUGUAAAUGCACAGAAGUCGUCUUCGAGGACGAUAAGAAAGGCCUAAACAACGACAUCAAAAGCCGGCAGUAUUCGUAUAUCAAGCCGCUCGGCGGCAGCAUUGGCCCUAAGCAAACGAAAUGUAUCACGACGGAAAAUCUGGAUGCCUUUGAUCUAGAAAAGUCGGUAAGCGUCACAUGUUCCACGCAGACGCCUGAUGUGCCCAGCGGAAGCGCAUUCAGCACCAAAACUCGCUAUUGUCUCUCUUGGGCUCCGGGCAAUCAAACCAGAUUGCAAAUGAACUGUACAGUCGAAUGGACCGCAAAGUCAUGGCUGAAAGGACCAAUCGAAAAGGGUGCCGCUGAUGGUCAGCAGCAAUAUGGUGACCAGCUGAUGAAGGUGCUCAAGAGUGCGGUUAGUGGCCGUCCUAGGGGAACGACCAACGCCAGCAAGGGAUCGAAGUUGAUCAAGAAGAAGCGCAAAGGUGAAAAGAAAGCCAAGGAAGAGAUCCAGCAGGAGGAAAAGACACAAGCUCCAAAUUGGGGCGUCUUCGAGCCAUUGAGAGGCCCUCUCACGCCCGUGACCGACAUCCUAAGGCCGGUGCUGAAGAUGGAGGCCGUUGUCGCAAUACUGUGUGUUAUGGUCGUGCUUUUGUGGAUUCGUGGACCCAGCACCUCAACCCAAUUAAGUCCGCACAGCUCGCACUCCAGUCGGAUGGCAGCAUACGACAGCAUAUGGGUGCGGGAAGAGAACGAGUUUUGGGACUGGCUCGAGUCUCGCGCGAGCGUUGACACAGUCGUGCUCCGACAGCAGUCUGGCGCGAAUCAGCGCCGCAACAAGAACGAGGCCAGUGUCCUCGCAAAGCAAAAGUUAAAGCAACAGAGGCAAGGACGUCCGAAGUCUGCAUCGAGUCUAGAUGUGGAAGACCAGAUCAAAGCGGAGAAAAUCAGCCAGAGGGAGUUGGAGGAUGCAAUUCGGAUCACCAAGGAGAGGCUAGAGGUUUUAGAGACUGUAGUGGACAAGAAGAAAAGGGAGAAGAGGUAG
Molecule: messenger RNA, 3783 nt
Organism: Cladophialophora carrionii CBS 160.54
Lineage: Eukaryota; Fungi; Ascomycota; Eurotiomycetes; Chaetothyriales; Herpotrichiellaceae
Exons: 1
Coding region: 1-3783 (1260 amino acids)
Biological process (GO): intracellular sterol transport
Cellular component (GO): endoplasmic reticulum-plasma membrane contact site; endoplasmic reticulum membrane; cortical endoplasmic reticulum
Molecular function (GO): sterol binding; sterol transfer activity
Source: RefSeq, a predicted model, not a curated record